This is a messenger RNA of Cannabis sativa, 3047 nucleotides long. RefSeq names its product putative disease resistance protein At1g50180. Gene Ontology annotation, biological process: defense response to other organism. Bases 99 to 3047 code for a protein of 982 amino acids. Lineage: Eukaryota; Viridiplantae; Streptophyta; Magnoliopsida; Rosales; Cannabaceae. The transcript has 3 exons. Gene Ontology annotation, molecular function: ADP binding. The record is from RefSeq and is a predicted model, not a curated record.
CAGACAUAAUUCAUUUGGGUAGAAUGUUUAAAGAUCUGUUUCUUAGUUGUUAGAUCAUAUCGUAUCACACAAUUCAAUUCAAUUCUGUUGUAGAUCAUAUGGCAGAUGCUGUUGUUUCGUUUGUGAUUGAAAGGCUUGGAGACUUGGUGAUUUCUGAAGCUCAAUUCUUGGGUGGAGUUGAAGCCCAAGUGGGGAAUGCACAGAUUAAGCUUCAAUGUAUGAGUGCUUUCUUAAAAGAUGCUGACGCUUGGGUUAGAAAUGGUACCAAUGAGAGAGUUCGCCUUUUGGUUGUCCAAAUCAGAGAAAAUGCUUAUGCCUUGGAGGAUGUUAUUGAGACUUAUGUCCUCAAGGUGACUUUGAGGAGGAAUGAAGGUGUACUAAAAAGAUCUAUUAACAUCUUCAGAGAGGGAAUUGAUGUCCACAAAAUUGGAUCAGAGAUUGAGAGGAUCUCAUCCAACAUUGAUACUUGGACUUCACAGUUAGAUGCACUUGGAGUACACAGAUCGAUACACAAUGCAGCUGAAGCUUCUUCAAGCAGCUAUGUCCAACAGCAAAGACAGUUGAGGCAAGCUUAUUCUUAUGUCGAAGACAACCAUGUUGUCGGAUUUGGAAAAGAUAUUGAGGAGUUGGUUGCCCUUUUGACUGAAAAAGAGAACCCUCAUAAGCAUAAGGUGAUCUCUGUAUGUGGUAUGGGUGGUUUGGGCAAAACUACUCUUACAAGAAAGGUCUAUCAGCAUCCUCAUGUCAGGACUCACUUUGAUUCUUAUGCUUGGGCCUCAAUAUCUCAGCAAUGUAAUACACGCAAUGUCUUCGAAUCAAUUUACUUCGCUUUCACUUCUCCCACCAAAGAAAGAAGAGAAGAAAUCAAAAACUUAAGUGAUGUUGAAUUAGCAAGGGAGCUUUACAACUUUCAGAAACAGAAAAAAUGUUUGGUGGUUCUUGAUGAUAUAUGGACCACAACAACAUGGGAUCUUCUAAAACAUGCAUUCCCUACUAAUAUUCAGGGAGACACAUUACAUAGCAAGAUCUUACUCACUACUCGGAAUAAGGUUGUAGGUUUGCAUGCCGAUCCACAUGGUUUCAUCCAUGAACCUCAUUUGCUCAAUGACAAGGAGAGUUGGGAGCUAUUUCAGAAUAAGUGCUAUUCUAUUGGAACAGAUCCAUCAGAUUCAAAUGAUGAUGAAGAAAGGAAGAAAGAAUUAGCAGUAGAGAUGCUUAAAAAGUGCUCUGGUCUGCCAUUAGCCAUCAUUGUGCUCGCUGGUCUUCUAUCUAAGAAACACACCAUACGUGACUGGGAGUUGAUGAAAGCAAAUGUAAUUCUCUGCAUAGGUCAAGGUUAUCAACAACAUGAUGUUGACUCAAAUUACCAUGGUGUUUCUGGGGUGUUAGGUUUGAGUUACAGCGAGUUACCAUCUCAUUUGAAGCCCUGUUUUCUGUACUUGGCUUGUUACGCUGAAGAUGUCCCGAUAAGAACAAAAGAGUUAUGUCAUAUACUCAUAGCAGAAGGUUUAAUAUCACGAAGAAGAGGCUCUGUGGGAACUUGGGAGGAAGUGGCAUAUGAUUGGUUGUGUGAGUUGGUAGAGAGGAGUAUGAUUCAGGUGAAAGAAAUGAGUUCAACAAAAGAAAGGAUAAAAUCAUUUUGCAUUCAUGAUCUCAUGCGAGACUUGUGUGUGUCUAAAGCUCAAGAAGAAAACUUUCUACAUUUUACUGAUUGGCAGAAUAAAGGGGAAGAGCCAAUAGAAACAAAGGUACUAAGAGUUUCCAUCUGUGCUAAUGAAAGUACUAAUGCUAAUGAUUUUAUUCAUAUGGUUGGAAACAUAGAUGGCUCUCUCAGGUGCCUUGCUGUAGAUGGUGGAAGAAUUGAAUAUAGGAAAAGAGUAUUGAGACAUGUAUGCAAUCACUUUUUGAAGCUUAGAGUUUUGAUUAUUGGUGAUAAACAUGUGAAUUUCAGAUCUACUUUGAAGUUACCUAAAGAAAUCGGGAAUCUAAUCCAUCUAAGGUUAUUAAGUAUUCCUUAUUGGGAAAUCAAAAAGAUUCCAUCUUCUUUUGGUAAUUUAAGAUGCCUCCAGACUUUGAGAGUAAGAACCAAGAAUGAUAAAAUACCAAGUUCCAUGUGCAAGUUGGAGCAACUGAGGCAUCUAUGUUUUAUCACUCCAACUGAUAGGGGCGUGAAAUUUGGUAAUUUCUUGAGGUCAACUAAGCCUAGAAAUUUACAAACAUUGGUAGGUAUUGGUAGCAAGGAUCUUCUACUGAGUGAUCUUCUACAGUUGGAGAGUCUCAAGAAAUUAGGAAUUUAUGAGGACGGAAAUUUUAAGACAUUCUUGCACAAUCCCCAAUCUCUCACAUUCACUCAUCUGUUUUCGUUACAAGUGACGAAUUAUAAUUAUGGCACCAAGAUAGAUAUUGUUCCUUUGAUAUUAAGCAGUCCUCACAUUUAUAAGCUUAGAGUAGAAUUGUCUAUAGUAAGAUUACCACAAGUCAACCAAUUCUCCCCAAAUCUUAUGAAGUUAAAUUUGAUGUUUCUCGAACUUGAAGAUGAUCCAAUGCCAACAUUAGAAAAACUACCAAAAUUAAGAGUCCUUAAAAUUGAUGAGUGUAGCUAUAUGGGGGAGGAGAUGGUGUGCUCAAGAGGAGGUUUCCCUCGACUUGAAUCUCUUUGGUUUGUUGGUCUGAACAACUUGAAAGAGUGGAAAAUGGAGGAAAGUGCAUUGCCUACACUUGGCUAUUUGCGUAUUCAUAGAUGCAGGGGAUUGAGGAGAGUCCCAGAUGGACUAAAAAGCAUCGACACACUCAAUGAGAUGGAGAUUGGUUAUAUGCCUAAGAAAUUCAAAGAAAGGAUUGAGGAAGGAGGAGAAGAUUUCCACAAAGUUAACCACGUGCCAUCACGUGUAUUCGUCCAUUGUGAUGAAGUUGAGUUACUGAGCAAGAUAAAGUGUUAUGCCUUCCAUUCCAUUCCAUUGCAGAAUGGUGAGAAAUUUGGUUUGCAGCCACUGAACUCCUCAGUUGAAUCAACUAAACACAACCCGAUUUGGCAUUUACAAGAUUAA